Molecule: messenger RNA, 1261 nt
Organism: Manis javanica (Malayan pangolin)
Lineage: Eukaryota; Metazoa; Chordata; Mammalia; Pholidota; Manidae
Source: RefSeq, a predicted model, not a curated record
GGAACAGGGAGAUUAAAUCGCCUAGGGGAACCUCAACCCGGGGCAACGCCGAGAAAGAUCAGCCCGCGGGGGGAUCCUGGACCCGAGUGUCCGCCCCGCUCCGCUCCGCCCCGCGGAGUAGACGCAGGAAGGGGCUUAGCUGAAGGCGAGAACAGGGGCCGAGGGCAGGGCUCGGAGGAAGGAAGAGCGCCCUCGCGAACAGUGGGGCCCCAGGGAUAGAGGGCCUCCGGAAAAGAGACCGGGGAGGAAGGAGCGGGGUUCAGGGGCAGAGCUGAGAGACGGGACAGAGCCGAGCCCCUCCGUUGUGGCCCCUAACUGCUGAAAUUUUGCUCCAGCAGGACCAACUACUCCAGGGCCCCGACUUCCCAGCCCUGCUCUCUGCGCUCGCCCAGUCUGCACUGGGGUCCCCCUCUGACCCUUACUGCCUCUUGUUUUGCUCUGCCUUUACUUACCUCGUCUUCUGCCUUUCUUGUUCCUGCUGGGCGGAGGCACCCCACGGGGUGUGCAAGAAGCAGGAGGGCACUGUGGGAGCUUGGUGAACCCUGCAUGCCGAGCACCAGGGUGUUUCCCCGGCAGACCCCCAUGGCAAUGCAGGGAAGCAGAACCCGCGUGUUGCUGGGUGGGCAAGCAGGGCCACUGCGUGGCGGAGCCUUCCACCCAGCACUCCCCAACUGUGAAGAAGAAACUGGAGCUUUAGAACUCAUCCCUGGAAUCUCCAACUGGAUGCACCCCCAAAGAAUUCUUCUGUCAUUUGGCCAGUGCUAUUCUUCCUUCCUGCUGCCCCUACUGUCCCGAGUCCUGUGGCACUCAGUGUCGAGCACCCACAGGGUUGCAGUUGCAGGAAACGGGCCCUGCAAAGGAAGUGAGGAAGUUCCAGGACCACCCACUGCAAACGCUGAAUGGCCCUACAGUGCUUUUGCCUUUUGCAGGAGGAUUAGCUGGAGUGGAAUGAAAACGACCCCAGCGAUUUGGGAGGGGCAGCUCAUUCCUUCCUGGACUGGGCUCUGGGCUCUGGGCACAGAGGGCGGCCGCCGCACCCCGGGGACUCCAAAGCCUCUCCUCUCUCAGCCCCUUCCCUGGAUACGGGGAGGUGGUUUGGGCCACUGCAGACCGCUCAGCCCUUUCGAACAUCUGUGCCGCAAGCGCCCUUGGCGUCUCGUUUCCCAUUACCACCCCUCCUGCCCCAUUGACAAAGGUAGACACUGAGGUCCCAGAAAGAGUUACGGCCUGGCAGCGAACCACCCCCAGGUCAGAGUUCCAG